GACGGGCUGCAGGCGGGCAGGCGGGAGGCGUAGUGUGGGUCGCAGUCGCGGCCCCCGCCGCCGGCCCUGGCCGCGGCAUCAUGAACAUAGACCUGGAGUUCCACAUCCGGCACAACUACCCCUGGAACAAGUUGCCGGCCAACGUGAGGCAUCGUCUUGGAAAUUCACAGAGAGAAUAUAAAAAUCAGGUUGUCCUGUACAGUAUCUGCAAUCAGUUACGAUACAGAAACCUUAAACAUGUCAAGAAAGAUGAACGCAGAUACUAUGAGGAACUGCUAAAGUACAGCCGAGAUCAUCUCGUGCUGUACCCUUACCGUCUAUCGGAUAUUAUGGUGAAGGGCUUGAGGAUAACAUCAUUUUCAUAUUACACUGGGAUUAUGGAGGAUAUUAUGAACAGUGAGAAAAGUUAUGAUUCAUUGCCCAAUUUUACUGCUGCUGACCAUCUAAGGCUUCUUGGCAUAGGAAGAAACCGGUAUAUUGAUCAUAUGAAUCAGUGUAGAUUCAAAAAAUUCUUCAGAAGGAAAACAAUCCGUGAUCUUCUACCAAUAAAGCCAGUGGAAAUUGCAAUAGAGGUGUGGUGGGUGGUGCAGGCUGGGUAUAUCACAGAAGAUGACAUCAAGAUAUGCACUUUGCCUGAGAACUGUGCUAUUGAUAAGAUCGUUGAUUCAGGCCCUCAACUCUCUGGAUCACUAGAUUACAAUGUAGUACAUAGUUUGUGUAACGAAGGAUUUAUUUAUCUGGAUGUACCAAUGUCUGAUGACAGUUGUACAGCAGUUGCACCUCUUGAAGGUUUUGUAAUGAAUCGAGUGUAUUUUAAUUAUUUUGAAACUCUACUCUGUAAGAUAUUUGUUUCAAUAGAUGAGCACACAAAUGUGGCAGAGCUUGUAAAUGUCCUUGAGAUUGACUUACUCCUGGUUAAGAAUGCUGUUUCAAUGUAUUGCUGAUUGGGCUUUGCUCAUAAGAAGGGACAAGUAAUAAAUUUGGAUCAAAUUCAUUCAUCAUGGAAGAAUGUUCCAUCCGUAAACAGAUUAAAGAAUACUUUAGUUCCACAGAAGAUGCUCUUGUCAUGGGAUGGAGGGGAAAGUAGGAGGCCUGUACAAGAAGCUUCAUCGGCAACUGACACUGAUACAAAUAGUCAAGAAGAUCCAGCUGACACAGCCAGUGUAAGCAGCCUGAGUCUGUCUACAGGACACACAAAGUGCAUCGCAUUCUUGUUUGACUCCACUCUUACUGCCUUCUUAAUGAUGGGAUAUCUUUCACCAGUUCAAAGCACUGGUGAAGGAGAAGCACAGAGUUAUUUUGAUCAUGCACUUACUCUGAGAAACACAAUACUGUUUCUGCGUCAUAACAAAGAUCUAGUUGCACAAACUGCACAGCCAGACCAAUCCAAUUAUGGUUUUCCUCUGGAUCUCUUCUACUAUGAAAGCCUUCUUGGUCUGGACCCUGCAACUUGCAGCAGAGUUCUAAACAAAAAUUACACGCUGCUUGUUUGCAUGGCUCCCCUCACCAAUGAAAUCCAGCCUGUCAGCAGCUGCACCCCUCAGCAUAUUAGACCAGCUAUCCCAGAAGUCAACUCUAUCUGGUUUAAACUGUGCAUUUAUCAUAUCACUGGACAAGGAUCACCAUCCCUUUUAUUGUCCAACGGUACAAGACUUCAAAAACUGCCAGGUAUAUUUCAGAGUUAUGAUCGAUUGCUAAUAACAUCUUGGGGUCAUGAUCCUGGAGUAGUUCCUACCUCAAAUGCACUCACGAUGUUGAAUGAUGCUUUAACACAUUCUGCAGUUUUAAUUCAGGGGCAUGUUCUGCAUGGGAUAGGAGAAACUGUCCAUAUCCCAUUUCCAUUUGAUGAAACAGAACUACAAGGAGAGUUCACUCUUGUCAAUAUGGGUGUUCAUAAAGCAUUGCAGAUACUAAGGAACAGAGUGGACUUACAACAUCUCUGUGCAUAUGUCACCAUGUUGAAUGCUUCCAGCCAACUUGCAAAUAGAAAACUCAGUGAUGCUUCUAAUGAGAGAGGAGAACCCGAUUUAGCUUCUGGCUCAGAUGUAAAUGGGAGUACAGAGUCAUUUGAAAUGGUCAUUGAGGAAGCAACUGUAGAUUCAGCAGCAAAGCAAACCUCUGGUGCCACAACAGAGGCAGAUUGGGUUCCUCUCGAGCUGCGCUUUGGAAUUCCACUGUUCAGUUCCAAAUUAAACUGGAAAGUUUGUAGAAAAAUUGCUACACAUGGCCUUUGCAGAAAACAGAGCCUUCAAAACCUCUUACAUUCCAGUAGAAAACUCUCUCUGCAAGUCCUUAACUUUGUUCACUCAUUCCAGGAAGGUGCUUCAACAUUGGAUAUUCACACAGAGCCCAGUUUUUCAAGUUUGCUUUCACAGUCAUCGUAUGCUGACAUGCAUGUUCCACUCCCUGCAAAAAAACUUAAUAUUUAAAGAUGGUGUCUUAUCAGAAGGGAGUAGACGGUCACCUACCUCACUUCUUAUUGCUAAUCUCCAUUUGCAAUAAUUUGGUUACACUGUUUGUUGCUCACACUUUCUGCCUUUUUUCUUUCUUAACGUUAGCUUUAUAGUGUCAGCCACUAAAAAGCAUCCUGC
This is a messenger RNA of Symphalangus syndactylus (siamang), 2591 nucleotides long. Its product is annotated as protein FAM91A1-like. Gene Ontology annotation, biological process: intracellular protein transport. The record is from RefSeq and is a predicted model, not a curated record. Gene Ontology annotation, cellular component: trans-Golgi network; cytoplasmic vesicle. NCBI's taxonomy places the organism in Eukaryota, Metazoa, Chordata, Mammalia, Primates, Hylobatidae.